AUGCCAAAAGCAGCCUGGCCUGAACAGGAGGUCAGGGACGUGCGAUGUCAAAAUCUGAUCUUCUUGGACUUGGAGCUCACUUCGGGCUUCUACGACUUCGAAGAUGAAUCGGAUAUUCUCGAGGUGGCAGUGAUUGUCACAGACAAAGACAUGGAAGAGCUCGACCGAGGGCACUGGGUUCUGGGUGGUUUUAGCCGGCAGCACCUUGAAAGCCUUGGCGACUUUCACAAGGAGAAUUUCCGGGAUGCAGAGCCGGGGGGAGAGUUUCCACCAUUUGGACCGGAUGGUGGUAACGGACUCUUCUCAGACGUGCUCGCAUCCAGGCUGUCCUUGGAGCAAGUGGAGUCCGAAGUCAUGGAACUCAUCGAGAGGCACUGUCCUCUUGGAGAGUGCCCUCUGGUCGGAUACUCUGUGCAGUGUGACCGCGAAGUCAUCAAGGACAAAAUGCCAAGGCUGUAUCGCCAUUUGAGCCACCAGAUCAUCGACGUGUCUGGCUUCUUCACCGUUGCCCGAUAUUGGUUGCCCGAUCGCUGGCAAGACUGGGAUCGAAGGUCCAACAGCUACAACCAUCGGGCUCUGAAUGAUGCUGAAGAUGCCAUCGAAGCCAUGCGAUGGGUCCGCCAGAAGUUCUUCUUUCCCGACUGGACACCCCAGGAGAUAAAGCAGCUGUCGUCCAUGAAAUUCUGA
Molecule: messenger RNA, 687 nt
Organism: Cladocopium goreaui
Lineage: Eukaryota; Dinophyceae; Suessiales; Symbiodiniaceae
Source: the annotation of a GenBank genome assembly